GAAUCCCCCAUCCCAGAAGACAAAGACCGCCGAUUUGUCUUCUCUUAUUUUCUAGCCACUGACACGAUCAGUAUCUUUGAGCCUCCUGUUCGCAAUUCUGGUAUCAUUGGGGGCAAGUACCUUGGCAGAACCAAGGUCGUUAAGCCGUACUCUUCUGUGGAAAACCCUGUCUACUACGGCCCUAGUGACUUCUUCAUUGGUGCUGUGAUUGAGGUGUUUGGCCACCGCUUCAUCAUCCUUGAUGCAGACGACUAUGUUUUGAAGUACAUGGAGAGCAAUACUGCCCAGUUUUCACCAGAAGCACUCUUGUCAAUUCAGAACCAUAUUCAUAAGCGAAAAACUCCUGCACCAGAUUUGGAAAG
Molecule: messenger RNA, 362 nt
Organism: Manis javanica (Malayan pangolin)
Lineage: Eukaryota; Metazoa; Chordata; Mammalia; Pholidota; Manidae
Source: RefSeq, a predicted model, not a curated record